Euleptes europaea (tarantolino) is the source of this 1302-nucleotide messenger RNA. RefSeq names its product actin maturation protease (gene ACTMAP). The coding region runs from base 1 to 1302 and encodes 433 amino acids. Lineage: Eukaryota; Metazoa; Chordata; Lepidosauria; Squamata; Sphaerodactylidae. The record is from RefSeq and is a predicted model, not a curated record. The transcript is spliced from 7 exons.
AUGGCUCGCAGGGCGGGGAGGAAGGCCGCGCCUGCACGUGCCAGGGAUCCGCGCUCGCCCCUGGGCCGGAACACCCCCUCACGAAGCCCCGCCCACUUCCGCCGCCUCCCCUCGAUCCGCGAUUGGCUGCUCGACGACGCGCCCGCCUCCGUCCUCUCGCCCCCUCCGCCUGUCCUGCCCAAUCACUGCUCCGCUCCUUCUUUCUCCCUUCGCAGCGGAGAGCCGACAGCUCGGGUUGGUCAGCCUCCCGGUUCCCGGCUCAACUUGAAAAAAUGCCACCCGAUUGGACCGCGGGGUUGUCACUCUCCCGGCCGCACUUCCCACGUAGCCCAAACUGCCCGCCCCGGAAAUGGUAGCCUCCACGACCAGGAAGGUAGUGCGUCACAAGGGAACUUCCGCUUGUCGUGGAUGUCGCAGGCCCUGGAGGAGCCGCCAGCCCCCCCGCCCCCGCCCCCGCUGCCCCCGCCGCCCCCGCCGAGCGGUCCUCAGCUGCUCAAAGCGGCUCUGGAGCAGGCGGGUCGUGAGCGGCAGGACGACGUGCAGGAGCUGCUGAGGCGCAGGAGGGCCAGCUUCAGUGAGCACUUAAAGUGGGUUCUUUUCAACAACCCUGUGCCUUCCUUAAUUCAGGAGGGCCCACAGUGUGGCCUGGUGGCCCUGUGGAUGGCAGGAGCCCUGCUCCACCUGCCCAAGGUGCUUUCCCUGGAGGAAAUUGUGCAGGUAGCUUUGGAGAGAGGUUACACCGCCCAAGGGGAAAUGUUUUCAGCUGCGGACAUGGCCAGGCUGGCUGAGGAAGUGUUCCCCUGUCGAGCAGAGCUGCUGUCUGGAGGCCUGGAAGGACAGAACCGCCACAGGCUCCUUCAGCAUCUCCUUGCCGGCCUCCCUCUGCUGAUACCAUACGAUGAGGAUUCCAACCAUGAACCCUGCCUCCGGCGCGGCUACAAGGCUCACUGGGCAGUGGCCUCAGGAGCUCUGCUGGGUGUGAAGGGAGACCCCCAGCUGCCAGGCUGCCAGGAAGACAAGGAUAUGCCUGGCCUCUUCCACACCACCACCCCGUGCGCCCCACUCCCCCUGGGGGCCGUGGCUGAGACGUACUUGCUUUGCAAGCAGGGCAAGAGCUGCCGCUACCAGCUGUGGAACUACCAGCAGGUGCAAGAGAGCAACGCCCAGCUGACCGACUUCAGCCCCAGUCGGGCAGCUGACGGCAAGGUCUACGUUGUGCCUGCAGGGGGUGUGCAGGGGGGGCUGUGUGGCCAAGCAGUGCUGCUGCAGCCUUCCCCCACCCACAGGCUUUCUGAGAACUGA